Messenger RNA from Conger conger (European conger), 2327 nucleotides. Its product is annotated as claudin-14-like. Gene Ontology annotation, biological process: bicellular tight junction assembly; cell adhesion. Gene Ontology annotation, molecular function: structural molecule activity. The record is from RefSeq and is a predicted model, not a curated record. Bases 416 to 1672 code for a protein of 418 amino acids. The transcript is spliced from 2 exons. Gene Ontology annotation, cellular component: bicellular tight junction; plasma membrane. NCBI's taxonomy places the organism in Eukaryota, Metazoa, Chordata, Actinopteri, Anguilliformes, Congridae.
AUGAAACUCAGUUGUCCAGCGGUCGUUAACUGAACUCAUAACACAAAUUAAUAUCAGGUGGAUGUGAGAGGAUGUAGAAUCAGGCAGUUCCAUGUGACUGCAGUGCUGAGGAAUGCUUUUGUUUCCCCAAUCGUAUGAAAACACAGAUACUCGGAAACGUCUUCGCCCGCGCACCGCCUGUGGAAUCUGGAAGGGCCGGAUUUUUCGGUUCCCGACGUUUCGCGUCAACUGGCACGACUCGUCCCCGAUCGCGCAUUAUAGAGCCCGGAACCUGGCGGGGCGAUCUCACUUUCUCAGGCGGAGGAGAAGGACAUGAGCUGCUCCCUCACUCUCUCUCAUUCUCUCGUUCUCUCGCUCUCCCUCUCCCUCGCCCUCUCGCUCUCUCUCUCGCACGCGCUCGGAGGAACCGCGAGCGAUGGGCCGCAUCGCCAAGGAGGUGGUGGGGCAGGUGCUCUGCUUCGUGGGCUUCGUGGGCAUCGCGCUGACCUGCGGCAUCCCCAUGUGGCGGGUGACCACGUUCGUGGGCGCCAACAUCGUGACGGGGCAGAUCGUGUGGGACGGCCUGUGGAUGAACUGCGUGAUGCAGAGCACGGGCCAGAUGCAGUGCAGCAUCCACCAGUUCCUGCUGCGCCUGGCGCGGGACCUGCAGGGCGCGCGCGCCCUGGUGGUGAGCGCCGUGGUCUUCGCCGCGCUGGGCAUCGGCCUCACCUUCGUGGGCGCCAAGUGCACCAGCUGCCUGUCCAACGCCUCGUCGCGUGCCAAGGUGGUCAUCCUGGGCGGCGUGAUCUGCAUCGUGGGCGGCGUGCUGUGCCUCAUCCCCGUGUGCUGGUCGGCCGCCUUCACCAUCACCGACUUCCAGAACCCGGCCACCGUGGACGCGCAGCGCCGGGAGCUGGGACGGAUGGGCGCGAACAGGAGGCAGUACCUGGGCUUCGCGCUGGCGGGCGUGGGCGCGCUGGGGGCGGCGGUGAUCUGCGGGCUGCCCAUGUGGAAGGUGACGGCCUUCAUCUCGGCGAACAUCGUGACGGCGCAGGUGUUCUGGGAGGGCCUGUGGAUGAACUGCGUGCUGCAGAGCACCGGCCACCUGCAGUGCAAGGCCUACGACUCGCUGCUGGCCCUGCCGCGGGACCUACAGGCCGCGCGCGCCCUGGUGGUGGUCUCCAUCGCCGUGGCCGUCGUCGGGGCCUUCCUGGGCAUCGCCGGGGGCCACUGCACCAACUUCCUGCGGCGGGACCCGGGGCUGAAGGCGCGCGUGGCCAUCGGGAGCGGCGUGGCCUUCAUCGCCGCCGGCGUCCUCUGCCUCGUGCCCGUCAGCUGGACCGCCUCCACGCUGGUCACCAGCUUCUUCAACCCCCUGGUGCCCACGGGGCAGAAGGGCGAGCUGGGCGCCGCGCUCUACCUGGGCUGGAUGGCCGGGGCGCUGCUGGUCCUGGGCGGGGGCAUCCUCGUCAGCUCCUGCCCCCCGCGGCACGCCCCCGCCCCCGCCCCGCGGAGGGAGUUCGCCUACGGGUCGCACCACCUGCCCUACGUCACGCCCGCCUCCAGGAGGGACAUGGUGUACGGGUCGCACCAGCCCUACGUGACCCACGACCCCAGGAGAGACGUCUACGGGUCGCAUCUCCCGUACGUACUGCGGGCUCCAGACCCCUCCUGGAGCCAGAGGCACUGGUGAGACACGCCAGACCCGACCGGCAGAAGCCCGAGCUGGAGACAACUGAUGAACUAGACCGAACGAGCAGAAGCCAGAACUGGAGAACCCUGAUGAAGUAGACCAAAUGAAGAGAAGCCAGAGGUUGUUUGAGACCGUCCACAGCACGUUUGUAGCCUUUGUGUGUUUGUCAUGUUUCUGUCUGUCUGUCUGUCUGUAUGUCCGUCAUUUUUAGUCUGUUUGUACAUGGACUAUAAAUGUAUCUGUAAUGUAAAUAUACUGUACUUGGGGGUGGGCAGUUAUUGAAAUAUGUGCAUAUCAAAUAUGACAUAUUUGCUUCUGUGCACAUUUCAUAUGUAAGAUGGGCUCCUCAUGCAUAUUGCAUUUUGUAGAAAUAUGUGUUUUGUUAUUGUGGAAUGUAUUUUAUUAUACAGAGACAGGAUUUACUACAGACUCGAGGCGAAUAUAUUGUAUUAUUGCCAAUCCGUGGUUGUACUGUAAUAUCUUUUUAAUGAAGUAGUAUAUUCUGAAACAAUAUGUUAAUAUAUAUGAGAAUAUAAGCAUUCUUAGUGUUGCACUAGAGAAAAUAUAUAUUUUUAAUAGAUUUGUGUAAACAAAAUGUGCUCACAUUCAUUGUCUUGUAAUAAAAUUGGACAAUAAAAUGUUUUUUCCACCAGCA